AUGGCCGAUAUCACUGUCCCUCCUCUGCUUCAGCAGGGUACGCCUAUGACGAAGGUCUCUGCCAAGAAACAGAAGAGGGUCAUACUCAGGCUAGAUCCUGAUCAAGGCCAGAUCCUGUACGAGACGAAGAAGCAGCGCAUUAUUCCGAUUGAAAGCAUCAAGGAAAUACGGACCUGCUCUGACGCACGGUUCUACCGUGAGCAGUUUCAGCUGUCCCAACAGCUCGAAGACCGGUGGAUGACCCUCUUCUACAUCUGCGAUGGGCGAUACAAGUCGUUGCACGUCAUCGCAAGCACUCGCGACGUCUUCCAGAUGUGGGAAGUGACCCUUCGAAAGUUGUAUUCCAUACGUCAAGAACUCAUGAGUGGCUUGGGGAACAUUGAGGUUCGCCAAACGCUUUGGGAGAGGCAGUACUGGAAGGCCGCGGACGACGAGCAGGACCAGAAGCUCGAUUUCGACGACGUGGAACGGAUGUGCAGACGUUUGAACCUCAAUGCUGCCAAGGAGAAUCUCCAACGGCUGUUCAAGGAGGCCGACGUGCACAAUCGAGGUUAUCUCGACUUUUCGGACUUUCAACGAUUUGUUAAGUUGCUGAAGGCGCGUCCGGAACUGGACAGGCUGUACAAGAAGCUAUGCACUGCAAGUGACGGAUGUUUCGACUUCAAGACGUUCCGAAUGUUCAUGCAGGACUUCCAGAAGGCAGCAAGUGCGGCUGCCCCCUCCGCCCACGCUAUGUCUGUCGGCCCUUCACCGCCUCAACCUGCAUUCUUUACCCUAGACAAUUUUACCGCAUUCCUUCUGUCCCUAGACAACUCUGCAUUCGCCGACCAGCACGGCAAGGUUUACCACGACAUGACACGCCCUCUUUCGGAAUAUUACAUAUCCUCCUCCCAUAAUACGUACCUCGUCGGACACCAGCUGGUCGGGGUCAGCACGAUAGAGGGGUACAUUAGAGCGUUGCUGCACAGCUGCCGCAGCGUCGAAAUCGACGUCUACGACGGCGAUACCGAACCCAUGAUAUACCACGGCAAGACCCUGACGUCUAAAGUGUCUCUCCGCGACAUCUGUCAGGCGAUACACAAAUACGCUUUCGUGUCUUCGCCAUAUCCUGUUAUCAUCUCAGCCGAGAUACACUGUUCUCUUCCACAGCAGGAUAUAGUUGCCCAGAUCAUGCGCGAGACCUUUGGCGAUGCUCUGAUUACAGCUCCUGUUCACGGGCAGACGAAAAUCCAGACACUGCCUAGCCCCGAGCAACUGAGAGGACGUGUGCUCUUGAAGGCCAAGAACCUUUAUGUUUCCGAGCAAGAAGGCCUUCGGGACAAGGAGGUCACGGUGGACAGCGAAUCUUCGACUAGCACAGAUACGUCUUCCGACGAAGUCUUCACGGGUCAGUUCCGUACUACCUCAAUUCUGAUGGAUAGAUCUGAUCAGAGAUAUUCAGAGCUGAAGAAAGACAUGCUCAAAGUCUCGCGCAUGGCCGAACGCGUUCGCCACCCACGGCGCUCUUCCCCCUCUCCAGGACCGGCCUCCAGGGCCAAGUCUCCCCCGCACGCAGAGCGGCAGAAGGCCAAGAUGUCGAUGGCGCUCGUCGCACUGCUCGUGUACACCGUCGGUGUCAAAUGCCGCGGGCUGAACAAGAAGGAGCAGUACGCUCCCGAACACGUCUUCUCGCUCUCCGAGAACACGGCGAACAAGAUUCUGAAAGAGAGCAUGAUGGAUUUGAUAAAACACAAUAAGACGCAUCUGGUUAGGGUGUAUCCGAAGGGGACCCGGUUGAACUCGUCGAACUAUGAACCACAUCGGUAUUGGUCGGCGGGGGCGCAGUUGGUUGCGAUCAACUGGCAGACGUUCGAUCUCGGGUAUAUGAUCAACCAUGCCAUGUUCCAACGUAAUGGUCGGGCUGGCUAUGUCCUCAAGCCUCGGGCACUGAGAGAGUACAACAAGGAGCUCCUGGCGAAGCGGACGAACCACUACUUCGAUGUCACUGUAAUCUCCGCGCAGCAGCUCCCGCGCCCCAAAGACUCCGCGGGGCGCGAGAUCGUGGACAAGUCCGUCAUCGACCCCUACGUCGAAGUGUCCCUACACGUCCCCGACUGGACGCAUUCGCCCUUCCUGCCCGAGUCCACGAACCCCGUGUACUCGCCCGCGGCGGGCCCGACGGCACUCACCGCGACGUCCGCCAGGACGAUCUCGUACCGCACGUGCGUCGUGAAGAACAAUGGGUUUAACCCCGUGUGGGAGGAGGACCUGAGCCUGCCGUUCGACUGCGUGGGCGAGAUGAUGGACCUCGUUUUCGUGAGGUUCGCGGUGAAGCAAGAGGGCGGGGAUCCGGAGGAGCCGUUGGCGGUGUAUUGCGCGAGUUUGGGGAGCUUGAAUGCAGGAUUCAGACACCUCCCGUUGCAUGAUGCACAGCUGUCGCAGUAUCUGUUCUCGACGCUUUUCGUGUACAUCAGCGUUCGCGAUGCUCAGGCUUGA
Molecule: messenger RNA, 2475 nt
Organism: Gloeophyllum trabeum ATCC 11539
Lineage: Eukaryota; Fungi; Basidiomycota; Agaricomycetes; Gloeophyllales; Gloeophyllaceae
Product: PLC-like phosphodiesterase
Exons: 9
Coding region: 1-2475 (824 amino acids)
Biological process (GO): lipid metabolic process; phosphatidylinositol-mediated signaling
Molecular function (GO): calcium ion binding; phosphatidylinositol-4,5-bisphosphate phospholipase C activity
Source: RefSeq, a predicted model, not a curated record